Molecule: messenger RNA, 1033 nt
Organism: Diabrotica balteata
Lineage: Eukaryota; Metazoa; Arthropoda; Insecta; Coleoptera; Chrysomelidae
Source: the annotation of a GenBank genome assembly
AUUCAAACCGCUAAGCGCGAUGACGGUAUUUUCCGAAGAUACCCGCGAUGUGGUUAAAAAAAAUGUUUUAAAGGAACAUGGAAAAACGAUAGAGGAUUUAAGUGAUUAUGUGCAAUAUCUUACAAAAUGGAUCAAAAGUCAACCUCAUUUUCCCGAAAUACCGACUCAGAAUAUGAUUGAGUUUAUUCUUGCCACAACCAAAUUUAGUACUGAAAUAGCCAAAAAGAAGUUGGACAUGUAUUAUACUAUAAGAAGCAUAUAUCCAAAUUAUUUCAAUAAUUUAAACCCAAAGCUUCCAUAUGUCAGAAAUGCUUUUAAUGCAGGAUAUGUGCUACCCCUUCCGAAAAUAAUAAAGGAGAUGUAUAGAGUAGUAAUAUUUAAGCCCAAGGAAAAAUCAGAAAGUAUAUUCAACGUAACUGAACAGUUAUACCUAGUACUCGACUUAUACGAAAUUAGAAUGCACGAAGAUUUAAUGGCUGGAGAUAUAAUUGUUUUUGAUAUGACCAAUUUAGCACUCGGACAUGUAUUAAAAGUGUCACCUAUGUUUGUGAAAGCAGCAGUAACUAUAUUGGAGAAUCUGUACAGCACUAGAAUAAAAGAAGUUCAUAUUUUAAACUAUCCUUCAGUUUUUGACAAAUUAUUAGCGAUAGCUAAGUUGUUUAUUAAACCAAAACUUUAUGAUAGGCUUAAACUCCAUUCCUCAUUUGAAAGUUUUUUAAACUAUGUUCCUUUAGAAGUUUUGCCUAAGGAUUAUGGAGGUGAAGAGAAAUCGUUGGAUGAAUUGGAAAAAAUGUUGAAACUGAAAUUGACAGAAUAUGGAGAUCGUUUUGAUAAAUUGGAUACUUUAAGAGUUAAUGAAUCCCUUCGCCCCACUGAACUUGGCAUAGAAUCACAAGAAAAGUUUGGAGUUCACGGAACAUUUAGACAGUUGAAUAUCGACUGAGUUAUAAAUUACAAAUGUUCUUGAGUUAACGCAGAUAGUUUUAUCCGUUUUAAGUAAUAAAUAUAAUUUAUUAGGUUUUGAUAAACUGCU